AUGGCUAGGACUACUGGGGUCUCUAAUCCCAUUUUAUCCCCUAGCUUUCGUCUCUUAGUGUCGGUGUCAGCCCAGCAGAGUGCUUUCACCAUUGGUGUUCCUUCCGAUCUCUAUGCAUUUCAUCGCUCCACCGGAAAUUCCCUCUGCCCCUACCAUGCUUUACGCCCAAUCAUUCUGGAUAAAGCUUGCAUCCUCUGUCUUACCGCGGCUGCUGGCACAGAGUUAGCCGAUGCUUAUUUCCCGGAUACCGAGUCUGGGCCUUGUCUCAGUCCCAGUGUGGCUGAUCAUCCUCUCGGACCAGCUACUGAUCAUCGCCUUGGUAAGCUAUUACCUCAUCAACUAUCUAAUCAGAUGCAAGCCCCUCCUUGGGUGGAUUGCUCCUUUCGGUCCUCAACCUACAGGAGUGGCAGUAAGAAUGACUUAUCUGUCAACCUUUCCAAUAUUACCCCUAAAAAACCAAACUAUGUGUUACGUAAAGUUGAUAGAGUACGCUUAACCUCUGGAUUUGAAAUCAUUGCUUAUAUACUCGGUAUUGGCCAUAAUUUACAAGAACAUUCUUUAGUCUUAGUAAGAGGGGGAAGGGUUAAGGAUUUACCUGGUGUGAGAUAUCACAUUGUUAUAGGAACCCUAGAUGCUGCCGCAGUAAAGGAUCAUCGACAAGGGCGUUCCAAAUAUGGAACCAAAAAGCCAAAAUAA
Molecule: messenger RNA, 696 nt
Organism: Vicia faba (fava bean)
Lineage: Eukaryota; Viridiplantae; Streptophyta; Magnoliopsida; Fabales; Fabaceae
Source: the annotation of a GenBank genome assembly